This is a messenger RNA of Spirodela intermedia, 1934 nucleotides long. Lineage: Eukaryota; Viridiplantae; Streptophyta; Magnoliopsida; Alismatales; Araceae. The record is from the annotation of a GenBank genome assembly.
AUGGACUUCAACAGGUGCAAAGGAGUACUGGUUUGGAGGGGAAGAUUAAGACAAUUGCCGCUCGCUUGAUCCAAGGUUAGCGAGGAAUCGACCGCCUCCGAGGAUCGUCGGGAGGGUGAGAAGAGGGGGCCGCCCCACGAAACCUUAUCUGGAAGGAGAAGCCCCAGUGGCUUCGGUUCGAUGCCGACGUGAGCCAGUGAUCCCUGGUUUAGAGUAGGCGAUACUCGAGAUUCUCUGUAGAAGCUGCUUCCGGGCCGGCAAAUCAGAGGGGCCUCUUCUCUCAGUCUACGAGAUCGCUCAGGGCAACGGCGGGGUGCCGGAGCUGAUAGCUGUGAAGGGUUCGGCUUGGAAGGCUGGGAGGUUCCCUCUUUCGAGACGGCAAGCGCUGUUUCAGGCCCGGCAUGGCCGCCUCCUUCCGUCUGAGAGCCGCCAUGCUUCCGGUGGCGCCGCCGCUUCUGCUCUUGCUUCUGAUAUAUGUCGGGAGAAUUCGAUCAGUUUCUUCCUCCAGACCCCUUAGAUAGUAAGCAUUCCCUAUUUUCUGCACACCUCUCUCAAUUCUAUGACACACAAAGCACUCGAAUUUCCAUAAUAUAUGCGGCGAUUAUCGGUCGAACCGAUCAUCAUCCAUGUUAAAACUAGAUUGCGAAACGCGCAUGCUUAAUUACAUACGCCUGCAAUUAAUCGGUCGGCCAUCUUCGAUGACUUCUGGGAAAAUCGUUGCAGCUGCUGCACUGAGAUCUCUGAUGGAGGACUGGGAGAACACGCCGCCGAGCUGGGGAAGGUCGGACGAUCCCUGCGGCACCCCCUGGGAAGGAGUUGCCUGCAACAAUUCAAGGGUCACUCAAUUGUCAGACCCUCCACCCUCCACCCUCCUCUUUAUACUGGGCCCCUUCCAUCUCCGACGUCUUAGAAGCAAUCCCCUUAACGUCUGGAUCCCUUUCAGGGGCCUGUCGUCCAUGGGGCUCAAGGGGACGCUGAGCGGAGACAUCGGGCAGCUCACAGAGCUUCUGUCCCUGUAAGCUCCUCCCAUCGCACAUCGCCAUCUCUGCUUCUUACUUUCUAAUGGGAUCUAAGCAAUCAAAAGGAAAUUGCAGUGACCUUUCAUACAACAAUGAUCUAGGUGGACCGAUCACCAAAUCCAUCGGGAAUUUGAAGAGGAUCACGACUCUGUAAGACUCAUCAUCCCCAGAUAUCAUUACUGCUCUCCAUCCUUCUUCCUCCCCGUCGGCCUUUCGGUCUGAUGAAUUUGGCGUCAAUGGGUGUGUGGGGGUCUUAGGAUCAUGGUCGCCUGCAGCUUCUCGGGGAGCAUCCCGUCGGAAAUCGGCGAUCUCGAGGACCUCUCGUACUUGUGAGCGUAACCAGCUCGAGCUAAUGAACUUGUUGACGAAGACAAGAAGAGUAACCGUAACGAAACUUGAUUUCCUGAAUCCAUCUCACUUUUCUUCGCAGAGCUCUGAACUCCAACAAUCUCACCGGCAUCAUACCCCCGAGCUUUGGGAAGCUCUCUAAACUUUAUUGGUUCGACAUCGCCGACAACCAGCUCACCGGGCCGAUUCCCGUCUCCUCAGGUAGCACCCCCGGCUUGGAUCAGCUCCUCCACGCGAAGCACUUGUGAGUAUUUCUAUCUAAGAAAAAACAAUCAGGAGAAAUCCAAGGCGAUUGUCCGCGUGCCAACCAUAAUUUGUCUUCUCGCCAGCCAUUUCAACAAGAACCAGCUGUCGGGAACCAUCCCGGAGAGUCUCUUCAGCUCCAACAUGACCUUGAUCCACAUGUAAGACGUUUGCCAACCUUCGCACCAGGAAUUUCCGGCCAUGGAGGCUCUACUUCUGCUGACUGCUGGUUUGCCCACGUCUUAUAGACUCUUCGACGGGAAUAGACUGACGGGGGGCAUUCCGGAGUCGCUGGGCCUCGUGACGAAGCUGGAGGUUCUGUGA